AGGGUUACUCUUGGCUUCUUUUUCCUUGCCUAAUAUUUAGAAACUGGCGGUACCAGUUCUUUUCGACUUUCAAUUCUUUCUGAUCGUGUUUCUGAAUGACACUGAUUACUUUGAACACUCGCGUCCCCUGAUAUUUUCUCUGCACUGCGUCUCUCUCGCCAAACCAUCCAUAAGCCUUCAAUAGUCCAUUUUAUCACUCCAUGGAAUGACUGGCCAUGUAUUCCCUGAAUCUGCCGGAUGACGUCUGGUUCCUGGGCUUUAUUGUGCUUGGACUGACAGGACUGUGCAUUGCCGUUGAUCGAAUCCAGGGCAAACCAUUUUGGCAUCGAAUCAACCUCCACCGUCGUCGAAGAUCGUCUAGCGGAACUCCACCACGGACAUUGUCGUCAGAUAGCAAAUCGUCUGCCAACACCACAUCACAAUCAAGCCAUGAGGAUGUCCUCCCUCCUCAGCGCCGACACGUUCUGGCCAACAUGAAGAUGGACGGCGUAUCGUACAAGGAAGUGAACGAAAAGGAGGUUCGCGAACAACUUUUACCGAUGACAAUGGAUUACCGGGCGUGUGAAGAUGAAAAAUACACUCCAGCGGGGUUCUCAGUAUCCGAGAUCAAAGCCUUGGGUGAAUUCCCAGACUAUGCGGAGCUCAGCGGCGUGCCUUUACCCCAGCCAUACCCUGAAUUCAACAUCGACAGAGCGUUGCCUAGACCAUACCGUCCGUUCCGAUGGGCCUAUCAUCAGACCAUGUCACUUACCAAACUGGAAACGGACUGGUGGAUUGAGCUCGAGAAUACCUACAAGAAACGCAUAUCACAGCGCAAGGAGCUGUACGCGAAACACGGUAGUGACGUCUUGGGCGCUCUCCCCGGCUCCGAGCUGGCCUGCAAGGAACUCAUGGAAAUGGUCUUACAAUUCACCUGCGCUCGCUAUCCCCAGUAUUUCUCCCUGAUCGACAAGCGCUACCUCCAUAACAGAAUCCUGGGCACGGAGCAAGAUGUCCGAUCGAAACACCCACUAGAGAUCCUACUUGAUAACAUUCCCGAAGACUUCGGUAUCAUGUUGCGAGACGAAAGGGCCGGGAACUACUUCCUACGCGCGGGAAUCAUCUGCUCUGCCUUGGGGUGGAACGUAGGCACCAAGAUCGGUCUUCAGCUUCAUGAAAUCCACCAGCCAAUCCCGGACUAUAAAGAGAAAAUGCAAUUCUCGAUGGAUCGAUUCUUCACGAAAAUGCCAACCGACAAGCCGAUCCAAAGAGGGUCCUGGGGUCUAGAAGUCGGACAGCCGUUGUAUAUGCCGAAAGGCGAUCCGCACGAGGCGCUCCGGCUGUCCCAAGACCCGAGCCUCCGCUUCGAAGAUUGUCAUCUGCGAGUUGACUGGCAGACGCUUCGGCGGCUGCCCCUCUCGUCUGCUAUCAUCUUUAACUUCAAGGCGCUCUUCACACCGGUGACGGAGUUUCGCGAUGAACCGGGCCUUCCGGCGCUGGUUGCGGAGAUACUGAAGAACGGCAAGAGGAAUUUGAUGGAAUAUAAGAGUACAUGGCACGUGCAGCAUGUCAUUCUUCCGAAGCUGGAAGAAUGGGCCAGGGAGCAGGAAGAGGAUGGGCUGGUACCUGGGACCUGGGAGGUGGCUACGUUGGAUGAUAGCCCGUGGUUUAAGGGCUGGCAAGAGAAAUGGCAUCGGCAGCAAGGGUUCUGAAUGAAUUAUUGAGAGUAUGAUACAUAGAGUCCUUGAUGGAAUUGGUGGAGCGAGUGCUUUCAAGAAGGGAAUCUGAUUUGUAAAUGAAACAUAACGCAAAUGGCAUCACAAGAUAAAGCGCAUAAAUUCCAAAUUGAUAAGAAUCCAGCAAUAAGCUGGAGUUAGAUAUCCAUGUAUUGUAGUACACUUGUCGUGCCACAACGUUGAAAAGCUCCAACGUGCCUUUCCAAUGUGAAUCACUAUCUGAAAGACAAGACCCCAAUG
Molecule: messenger RNA, 1955 nt
Organism: Aspergillus steynii IBT 23096
Lineage: Eukaryota; Fungi; Ascomycota; Eurotiomycetes; Eurotiales; Aspergillaceae
Product: heme-dependent oxidative N-demethylase family protein
Exons: 3
Coding region: 216-1691 (491 amino acids)
Source: RefSeq, a predicted model, not a curated record